AGGCCAUCUGAGGCGAAGCUUUGAUUUCCCGACGCGCAUCGUAGUUGUUUCCCUCAAUGCCGCGACUGUCCCCAUGCAGAAGCUGCCCCUGGGAGCCAAGCGCAAUGGUGUGGACAGCAAUGGCCCUGCAGCGAAGCGGGCACGGGGUGGCCAGGGUGCAGAGGCGGGGAGCGCCACUGGACGAGCUGCCGCCAGCGCAGCCUCCGACCUGCCGAUCCACGGCUACAGGGAGGAGAUCCUGGAGGCCGUCCGGCAGCACAGGGUCGUGGUCCUCGUCGGGGAGACGGGCAGUGGUAAGACCACGCAGGUGCCGCGCUUCCUGCACGAGGCCGGCUACUCACGCCAGGGCCCCAUCGCGGUGACCCAGCCGCGCCGCAUCGCGGCCAUCAGCGUGGCGUCCCGCGUGGCCGCGGAGAUGCAGAGCGCCAUGGGCGGCCUCGUCGGCUACCACGUCCGCUUCCUCAACAGGACCUCCAAGGACACACGCGUCAAGUACAUGACGGACGGUAUGCUGGUGCGCGAGUCCGCGGGCCCCCUUGGUCUUCGGCACUGCGGCAUGGUGGUGCUCGACGAGGCUCACGAGCGGAGCAUCCACACCGACGUGCUGCUGGGCCUCGUGAAGUCCGCCCUGGAUGCUGGCGAGCCACCACACCUGAGGGUGAUUGUGAUGUCCGCAACGCUGCAUGCCGCGCCGUUCGUUGACUUCUUCGGCGGCCCCAAGCGCGUCAAGCUCGUCACGGUGCCCGGGCGGCAGCACCCGGUGCAGCUCUUCUACACGCCGACGCCGGAGCCUGACUUCCUGGAGGCCAGGCGACUUUCACCACACCCACUGUUCUGCCUCAAGAUUGCACCGUUGCACGGUAUCGCGUUGGCGCCUCUCGAGGCGUUGUCGAUCCUCGACCCAGGCGUGGUACAGUGCAUAGUUUUCCAGCCCUCAGAGCCAGAAAACUAUCCACCGUACCGCGCUGGAGCGGGGCCGACGGGAGUCCAGACAUGGUACCAUGCAUGGGGCGCCGUUUUCGUACCUUUCCAGCCCAUCUGGCGUCUCAGCCUAUUCGGCCACCGAGUGAACCUGUGCGCGUCUGCUCAAGACGUCGACUGGGCUCAGUCGCUGCAGGUAAUCGUCCUCCCGCUCUUGCCACGGCUGCUGCUAUUACUAUCCAUCCGCCUUCCUGCUUCUCAUUCUCUUUCAUGGAUGAAGGAGGAAGAUGAGGAUUUCGCUGCUCAGCACCAUGAGUGUGCCAGGGCGCCCGCCAGGGCGCCCGCCGAGUGA
Prorocentrum cordatum is the source of this 1273-nucleotide messenger RNA. The record is from the annotation of a GenBank genome assembly. NCBI's taxonomy places the organism in Eukaryota, Dinophyceae, Prorocentrales, Prorocentraceae.